Messenger RNA from Aspergillus novofumigatus IBT 16806, 1092 nucleotides. RefSeq lists its product as uncharacterized. Bases 1 to 1092 code for a protein of 363 amino acids. Lineage: Eukaryota; Fungi; Ascomycota; Eurotiomycetes; Eurotiales; Aspergillaceae. The transcript is spliced from 8 exons. The record is from RefSeq and is a predicted model, not a curated record. Gene Ontology annotation, molecular function: flavin adenine dinucleotide binding; sarcosine oxidase activity.
AUGCAAGUAACAGAGAAGAAGAAGACAGUGGCCAUUAUUGGUGCAAAGCCAACCGAUAAACUCAGUGAACUGGAGGAAGGGACACUUGCAAGCAUGGAGCGCGAUGGACUUUAUCACACGCAGUUUAUCAAGAGCAGUCCUGAGGACCGACAGCGCGCAGAGAGCUUGGGGUGGUCAGGCAAACUCCUCAAUUUCGAUAUACCAGAUACCGAGCCAAGACAAACGUAUGAUGCAGUCCUAGACUCACUCAUUGGAUUUCACAAGAUUGCAGUGGCGGAGGGGGUCAAGUUUUGCUUUGGGAAAGAAGGUGCAGUCAAAUCCUUGGUAAAGGCUCCUAGCACCCUGGAGCCCGGAAAGGAAAAGGUCACAGGUAUUCGAACUGAGGAUGGGGCUCUUCAUAACGUGGAUGCUGUUGUUGUUGCUGUUAUAGCUGGGUCCUUUUCGACCCAUGUCCUGCCCGUGUUAAGCUACCAUCUCGAGUCAUCUGCCGGCAGUGUAGCCACGUUCAAAAUUGAUAUCAAGCAGACAGAGCUCUGGGACAAGUACUCCCCCGACAAAUUCCCCGUCAUCACUUGGAAAGCGACUCCCCGCGGUAAGGCCGGUAAGGACACUGGUAGUAUCUACGUCUUGCCUCGCACGCCGGAGGGCUACCUCAAGAUCAGGUAUCGAGGGAUAAAGUUCACCAACUUCCAACCGGCCCCUGAAGGAACUCCGUUCACACAGGACAGGAAAUGGUCUGUGCCUUUGCCAGUAGAUCAAUGCAAAAGACUCCCAAAACCAGUCAUACAAGCUAUAUCGGAGUUUGUAUCUAUCUUCCUUCCAGAGUUCGAGGGCGUGCCUUUUUCGUCAACCAAGCUCUGCUGGUAUACAGACUCUCUCGACAACUCCUUUAUAAUUGACUAUGUCCCAGACUACGCAGAAAAGUCGGUGUUUGUAUGCACGGGAGGUAGCGGCCACAGUGCAAAGUUCCUACCGGUACUUAGGGAGGUAAGCCACAUGCUGCGGAUAUUUUCGAGAACGGAGAUAAAAGCAAGACAUACAUGCGGCCUUUUUGGCGGUGGCGACCCGAGGCACACCGUAGAAGCGGCUUAG